ACAGGAAGCCAUUAUAUUCGGGCCUUACUAGUUUGUUUUGUCUUUGGAUCUCUUAGGGGGAACAUUUGAUUCUUCUUUUUGCCCAACACCAAACCAAAAACAUACCCUUUUUUUUUUUUUUUUUCCAAUCUUUUUCUCUCAUUCAAAACCCCAAACCUUUAACCCCUUUUAUUUGUCUUCUCAAGAUCUAUCAAAGGUAAACAUAAAUUCUUCACCUUUUCAUCUUAUCUAUAUAAUUUACAUUACAAAGAUUUCAUCUUUUAAUAUCCUUUUCCUUUUCCUUUUCCUUUUCCUUUCAUGCUCCCUAUGAUUUCUCAGUUUGAAGGCUUCAUAUUAGUCUUAGGUUAAGUUUUGUCAAUUAGGGUUUAUCAAUUUUUUGCCAAUUCUUUCUUUGGAAAAUUUCAAUCUUGGAGCUUUUUUUUUUUUUUUUAUGAUUUUGAGAAAUACGCGGAUUAGUUUUUCAAUGGAUGAAACUGAAGAGAAGUUUGGUUUAGUUAGUAAUGCUACAGAACUUUAGUAGCUGUUAGUGAACUGUCGUUGAUUCUAUGGCUUAACUCUUUUCACUCUUUUGUUUUAUCACUAUAAUUUAUAUGGUAUAAAAAUGUGUCUUUUUCAGGUUUUUUUUUUUUUUUUUUUUUUUUUUCAAUCCUGGAGCUUUAGUUUUGAUGAUUUUGAAAAAUACCCAGAUCAGUUAUUGAAUGGAUGAAGCAAAAGAGGAGGGUGGUUCAGUGAGUAUUGCUACAGAAUCUUCCAUAACUGUUAGUGAAACUGUGGUUGAGGCAAUGGUUUGCGAGGGUCAUAUUCAGAUUGAGGAAGGAGGGGAAGGGGGUCCUAGAAAUGGAGAUGAUGUAAUGGUGGAGGUUUUGGGUUCUCAUGUUUAUGUAGAUGGUGUUUGUACUACUGAUGGGGGAGAUGGAGGUGUGAUUGGGGCUGGUUCGAAUGAUGAAGCAGUUAAUGGUCCCAAUGAGUCCAGUGAAGUUGGUUUGGAGCGUAAUUUGCAAAGCAUAGAUGGUGAAGGCGAUGCAGCUGGUGAGUUGGGUUCAAGGAGUGAGGUUUCAGGUGGUAAAGCUGAGGCCCAGAAUGAGGUAAAUGGAGCUGCGGCUGAAGUUUCUGGUGCACCUGGUAGUUCUGCAGGUGGAGAAACUGGUGAGAAUGCAAAACGUACUAGUGCAGUGGAUGAACGUUGGGGAGAUGCAAAUCAAGCUUUGGAGACACAAAAAGUUGGUGAUCUGGAUGGUGAUGAAUUAAAUCAUGGAAACCAGAAAGCAGUUUUAUUUUCUUCCGCUGUAUCUGAAGAUUCAAGUGUGCAAACUAAAGUUGUUGAGGUAGUUGCUAUGGUUACCGAUGGGGACAAUUUGAAUACUCUUGAUGGUGCCUAUGAAACCAUAUCUGACGCAACGAAGAAAACUGCUGAUGUUGGUAUUGAUGCCAAAUCCUUGCAUGUGAAGACAAAGGAUACUGCUGAAGAUGUUCCCCAUUCUGAUACUAAAGAUUCGGUUUAUUCAUGUCACUCACCUGAAUUGGUUGUUGAAAGUCAAUUGGAGGAGAAGGUUAAUACAAACAUGGAACUUGACAAGCAAGGUACUGAUUCUGAGCAAAGUCAGAUGGAAGUUAAUACUCCUCACCAGGGCACCGACAAGCAUGCAACAGGAAAUGACCAAAGCAUAAAGGCUGAGACAGUUAUUAACAGAGGAGAGGAAAUUGAUUUAAGUAUGGGGGAAGCUAUGGAUGUUCAAAAGCAGGUUUCUAAUGCCAAAAAUGUUGAUUUUGAUGCAGAGCAAGAUGUUAAAGUUCAAGAAGAGCCUGUUAAAAUUGAGACAAUGGGUAUUGGCAUUGAAAAUCACAGAAACGCAUGUGAAGAUUCAGAACUGUUGGGUCACCAAACAGAUGUAUUUGUUGGUAGUAAAGGAGGUGAAGCCUCAAAAGUUGAUAAUGACAUUUCAAACCAAGUAUCUCCCUAUUUUGCUUCUGAUAAGGUGUUUCAUUCCUUGGGAAAUGAGGAUCAGGUAGGUAAGAAGGCAGCUUCUGAGGAUGAUUCAAGUGUAGGGCAAUAUAUGAAAGCUGAAGAACAAGUUACUGGUGAUGAACAGGAUGGUUUAGACCAAGUGCAAGAAAUGGAAGUUGAAGAACAUGAUACUGAUUCUGAACAGCCAACCAACAUCGAUGAAAAGACUGUUAAACAAACAGCUCUAAAGUCUGCUAGUGCAGUAAAGGUCCAUCAAGCUAAGUACCAGCUGCUGUCAGAGGAAGAAGGUGAAUUUUCUGUUUCUGAUUUAGUCUGGGGUAAGGUGAGGAGCCAUCCCUGGUGGCCAGGACAGAUCUUUGAUCCUUCAGAUGCUUCUGAGAAGGCAGUGAAGUAUCAUAAGAAGGAUAGCUUUCUGGUAGCCUACUUUGGGGAUCGAACAUUUGCUUGGAAUGAAGCAUCUCUUUUGAAGCCAUUUCGAUCACAUUUCUCGCAGAUAGAGAAGCAGAGUAAUUCAGAAUCAUUUCAGAAUGCAGUCAAUUGUGCUUUGGAAGAAGUCUCUAGACGGGCAGAGCUAGGUUUGGCUUGCUCUUGUAUGCUGCAGGAUGCCUAUGCCAAGAUAAAAUUCCAAAAAGUUGAGAAUACCGGAGUUCAGCAAGAAUCAAGUAUAAGAGAUGGUGUUGAUAUAUCUUUGAGUGCUAGUUCUUUUGAACCUGAUAAAUUAGUUGAAUAUAUAAAAGCAUUAGCAGAGUCUCCAUCUGGUGGGGGUGAUCGACUCGACCUUGUGAUUGCUAAAGCUCAAUUGUUGGCAUUCAAUCGUUUAAAAGGUUAUCAUCAGCUGCCUGAAUUCCAACCUGGCAGAGGUUUAAGUGAAAAUGAAGCAGAUAACCCAUAUUCUGAAGAGAAAAUGCAGUUUGACGAGGAAAUUGAGUGUGCUACUCCUAUGGAUACAGAUGUUGAGCAAAUUUCCUCUGGCAAGGAGACAUCAAAAACUCAGAGAAGCUAUUACCUUAAACGGAAGCAUAAUCUGAAGGAUGGGUUAUAUCCUAGUAAAAAGGAAAGAAGCUUGUCUGAGUUGAUGGGUGAAACAUUUGAUUCGCCUGAUGCUGAAAAUGGAUCUGAUGGGAUAGCUAAUAAGCUCCUUUCAUCAUCAUCUGGCAGGAAAAGAAAAGCUGUCAAUUCCUUUGAGGACUCAGUGAUGCAGGAAGGGAGGAAGACAAUUUCUCUUGCCAAAGUGUCUCUAACCACAUCUCAUCUCCCAAAGCCUUCCUUCAAAAUUGGUGAGUGUAUUCGUAGAGCUGCUAGCCAAAUGACUGGAUCUCCUUUGAUUCUAAAAUCUAGUGGUGAUAGGUUACAGAAGCUUGAUGGAGGCGGUGAAAAUCCUGCUGCAGAUGGAUAUGAUGUUCCUGUUGAUAAUUUUGAGGAUGCCCAGCGAAAGAGGAUGAAUAUUGCAACCGAAUACUCAUCAGUAGACGAGUUGUUAUCACAACUUCAUCUAGCAGCUUGCGAUCCAAUGAAAAGUUAUAGUUCUUUUAAUGUUAUUGUUGGCUUCUUCUCUAAUUUCAGAGAUUCAGUGGUUCUGGAUCAACUUCCUGGGCACAAAGCAGGUGGCAAAAGGAAGAAGUCACCCUAUCCUUUUAUUGGUUCUCCAGAAACUUUUGAGUUUGAGGACAUGAAUGAUACUUAUUGGACUGACAGAAUAGUCCAAAAUGGUUCUGAAGAGCACCCAUCACAUGGAAAUGGAAGGGGACAAUAUCAAAUUGUGCCUGUUUUAUUAGAGAAACCGCUUCAAAAAGGCCGUAAGUCUCGAAAACGAUAUUCUGAUGUCAAUCAUGAUUUGACAGCACAGAAACCUGGAUAUGUUGAUGAGAGGGCCCCAGCAGAACUUGUUAUGAACUUCUCUGAGAUUAAUUCUGUUCCUUCAGAAACAAAACUAAAUAAGAUGUUCAAGCACUUUGGACCAUUAAAGGAAUCUGAGACAGAAGUUGAUCGUGAAACCAGCCGUGCCAGAGUUGUUUUUAGAAGAUCGUCUGAUGCAGAAGUUGCCUAUAAUAGUGCUGGAAAGUUCAACAUAUUUGGGCCAGUGGCUGUAAAUUAUCAACUCAACUACACUAUAUCUCAAUCAUUCAAAGCUUCAUUGUAUGCUCCGACCCUAGCUGAGGAGAAUCCACUCAUUGCUUCAGCCCUAUGUGGGGACCACGAGCUGGUUGCCUCUACCCUGGGUGAGGAAACUUCACUCAUUGCCCCAAGCCUAGGUGAGGAAGAUUCAUUCAUGGUUUCAACCCUUGGUGAGGAAACUUUACCCAUUGCUAUGAGUUUCCAUGAGGAACCUUCACUCAUAGGCUCAACCUUAGGUGAGGGCACUUUGGCCAUUCCCUCAUCCUUAGUCGAUGGAACUUCAGUCAUUACCACAACCAUGUAUGAGGAAACGUUGCCCAUUUCCAGAACUUCAGUCAUUACCACAACCAUGUAUGAGGAAACGUUGCCCAUUUCCACAACCAUGUACGAGGAAACGUUGCCCAUUGCCACAACUGCAGGUGAGGGAACAAUUGAUAUUGCUACAACUAUUGGUGACCAAACUUUUAUGGUUGCCACAACUAUAGGUGAACAAUCUUCAACAAUUGUCACAACUGUUAGUGAGCAAACCUCGACGGUUGCUGCUACCUUGGUUGAAGAAGCUUCUCUCUUCACUGUGACCUUGAGCAAAGAAACUGCAACCAUCGCCACAACAUUGGGUGAGGAAACUUCAACAGUUAAUGUAGGCUUGGGUGAGGAAACUUCAAGCAUUGCUACCUUAGGUCAAGAAACCAUUUCCACAACCUUGGUUGAAGAAACUCCUACCUAUCCUGUGACCUUAACAGAAGAAACUCCUAGUAUUUCCAGAACAUUGGGCGAAGAAACUCCAGCCAUUCCUACAACCUUCAGUAAAGAAACACCGGCCAUCCCUCCAACCUUCAGUGAAGAAACUCCUAUCAUUCCCUCAACUUCCAGUGAAGAAACUCCUAUCAUUCCUCCAACCCUCAGCGAAGAAACUCCUAUCAUUCCUGCAACCUUGGGUGAGGAAACUCAGACCAUUCCUAUAACCAUGGGUGAGGAAACUAUGGCCAUUCCUGCAACCUUGGGUGAGGAAACUACAAUUGUCCCCACGACCUUGCAUGAGGAAACUCUGGCUUUGCGGACAACUUUGGUUGAGGAAACUCCUACUAUUACCGCUACAUUGGGCGAGGAAACUCCCAUCAAUCCUACAACCUUGGGUGAGGAAACUACAACCAGUCUCACAACCUUGGGUGAGGAAUCUUCGAUUAUUCCCACAAUCUUGGCCGAGGAAACUUCAACUACUCCCUCAACCUUGGGUGAGGAAGCUUCAACUGUUCUCACAACUAAUGGUGAGCAAACAUCAACUGUUUCCACGACUACAGAAACGGAGACUUUGCCCCCUGCUGUGGCUGAAAACAAGGAAUCUGCAACUUAAUAUCUCCACUGUCAAAAUUUCCUGGAAAUUUCAGGCGUGAAAACAUCCUGAGGUUCUGAUGUCAGUGUGACUCUGGUAGGGUUGAUUCAACUUGCCAUUGAAGAAAGAAGGCAACUAGACAGACAGCUCACAUGGUGCAACUUAAAUCUUUCUGCUCGGAUUCUUUCUUUCUUGAAUUACGCUAUAAGCUGCAUGGUAUUGUACAAAUGCUCCGGCUAGUGUAAUAUAAUAGCCAUUUUAGAUGACCUUUUCAUAGAUGCUAUCCUUGAGGACUAGGAGAAUUUCGUUGUAGAAUCAAGCUGCCUAUCUAUUAUUCAUGGCUGUUUAUCAUCGUGCAUGUCUUACAACGGGUGAUAAGUCAUCGGUUAUCAAUUAAAAGAUACGUGGAUGUCAAGCCUUGGGCAGUCAUUUUCUCCCACAUCCUGCAGUCACCUAUUUUUU
Molecule: messenger RNA, 5876 nt
Organism: Durio zibethinus
Lineage: Eukaryota; Viridiplantae; Streptophyta; Magnoliopsida; Malvales; Malvaceae
Source: RefSeq, a predicted model, not a curated record